Mastomys coucha (southern multimammate mouse) is the source of this 3190-nucleotide messenger RNA. Its product is annotated as probable G-protein coupled receptor 141. Bases 263 to 1180 code for a protein of 305 amino acids. Gene Ontology annotation, cellular component: membrane. NCBI's taxonomy places the organism in Eukaryota, Metazoa, Chordata, Mammalia, Rodentia, Muridae. Gene Ontology annotation, molecular function: oxysterol binding; G protein-coupled receptor activity. Gene Ontology annotation, biological process: G protein-coupled receptor signaling pathway. The record is from RefSeq and is a predicted model, not a curated record. The transcript is spliced from 3 exons.
GGGCCUUGAGCACACUGAGCGUGGAUGUGCCAAGACAGACCUGCUGCUGGACAUCCUCUCUGGAGCUUAGACUUGUAACCCGACUCAACUCAUACUGGAAAUCUGGCUUUUAAGGAGUCAGUCUUACUACGCUAACAGUGUAAGGAAAUGGUGAGCAGAAGUGUUGGUGGCACAUCCAUUAUUGUCUCAGAGGAGAGUAAGAUUGUUUCUACUCAGGAGAACUGCUCUUUUAUAGAGAAAAAGUAAAGGUAAUGUUUGAAGAAUGGAUGGAUAUAAUACCUCCAAGAAUGCCUCUUGUGAUCCUAUACUGCCACACCAUUUAAUACCGGUUUACUUCAUAGUGCUCAUUGGAGGACUGAUAGGCGUCAUUUCCAUCUUAUUCUUGCUGGUGAAAAUGAACUCACGUUCAGUGACUACCAUGGCUGUCAUUAACCUCGUGGUGGUUCAUGGGGUAUUCCUACUGACGGUGCCUUUCCGCUUGACAUACCUCAUCAAAGGGACUUGGACAUUUGGAUUACCCUUCUGCAAAUUUGUGAGUGCCAUGUUACAUUUACACAUGUACCUCACCUUCCUCUUCUAUGUGGUGAUACUCGUCAUCAGAUACCUCAUCUUCUUCAAACGUAGAGACAAAGUAGAAUUCUAUAGGAAAUUGCACGCAGUUGCUGCCAGUACUGCCAUGUGGCUUCUGGUGAUCAUCAUUGUGGUGCCCUUGGUGGUUUCUCAGUAUGGAAAUAAAGAAGAAUACAACGAACACCAGUGCUUCAGAUUCCAUAAAGAACUCGGCCAUGAUUAUGUGCAAGUUGUCAACUAUAUUAUAGUCAUUAUUGUCAUAACCAUUGCAAUGAUUCUCUUGGGUUUCCAGAUCUUCAUCAUAUUGUCCAUGAUGCGGAAGUUCCGCCACUCCUUACUAUCCCACCAGGAGUUCUGGGCACAACUGAAAAAUCUUUUCUUUAUUGGUAUCAUCAUUAUUUGUUUUCUUCCCUACCAGUUCUUCAGAAUUUAUUACUUGUAUGUUGUGGCACAUUCCAAGAGCUGUAGAAACAAAGUUGCAUUUUACAAUGAAAUCUUCUUGAGCACAACAGCCAUCAGCUGCUGUGAUUCCCUGCUCUUUGUCUUUGGAGGAAGCCACUGGGUUAAGCAAAAGAUUGUCGACAUGUGGAAUUGCCUUUUAUGCCAGUAGCCAAGAUUACCAUAUUCAUUUCUUCCUGUUGGGAAUGGGAAUAAGCAAGGAGCUAAGAAUGGUUUUUUUUUUUUCAUUGCUUCACUGAAACCUUGUCUUGACCCAACCAAAGAAAAGGAAUAAAAAGUGUCCAAGUGUUCUACUCACUCUUAAUGCUAUUCCUGUUUUUCGUGAAGGUGCUCAUGCAAAGAUGAGUUGUAGUGAACCUAUACAGAAUUACCAUAUUGCAUUAUUUCCCAAUAUACAGUGUCUGCUUGGAAAAUGUGUGUCUAUUGGGUGCUGGAGUUUUGUUAGGGCAUGGUAACUUCCUGGGUUUGAAACAUUGUUUCCCUCCUAGGCUUGAAGCUGCAGUUAGCUGAAGAGUUAUUUCCCAUCCACUUCACCGUCUGAAGCCUGAUUAUCACAUGGCUUCAAACAGAUAAUCUCUGCUUGGUUUACCAGACUAGUUAGCACGGUCACACACCUGGGAAGAAACCAGGAAAUCUGGAGGAGCAGGAAACUUCUGGAUCAUCCUAGCUUUGGAGGAAACACCAGGACUUCUGCUCUAAGAAGCUUUUCCAGCCUUGUCCUUUUAAAGGUUGUGUUUAAGGACAUGGGGAUUGACAGCGCAUUGUCAUCAAUCACCCACUUUCUCCCAAAAUUAAAAUUGUAUCCUUCCUAAGAUACCCAAGAAAUGGAGAAGGACUAAGGCCAGUGUGAUACAAUAUAGGACAAUUAUGCUUUUUAUUUUGUUUUGUUUUGUUUUUCUUCUCUGUAUUUUAAAAGGACUUUUGCAUGUCUAGGGCCACAGUUAAUGUAUUUUUACCCAUUUGAAGAUAGGAAGGCACACUGGUGUCUUUAUGUUGUACUCCACAUUUAAAGUCAUAUGUUUUUAAGUAAACAAAAAUUACAUUUUGAACAGAAAUAAAUUUGGGGAAGAUAUGGGAUAAUCCUUAGUUUAGAAUAUGUGAGAUUUAAGUUAUGUUAAGAGACUUUUAGAAAAUAUUUGAAAAUGAAUGAAUAAAUAUGUGGAAAAGUAAUACCAUUCCAUCCUUAAAAAUAUUAAGCCAUAUGGAUAACCUUGCCAAAAUCUUAGUCACAUUUUGCAAUUUGCUCUAUAACUUGUGACAUGUACCUUAUUAAAUUACAUUAAACUUUUAUUUCAAGAAUGAUUCAUGAAUAAAUUCAUACACAGGUUUAUGGUUUGUACUAAAUUAUGUUGUUUAUUUUUUCCUUCAUUAUUCAUGAUUGUGUUUCCCUUAGUUUCAUGAUUUUGAAAUUUUUCAGGGAACUGAGCCAUGUCCAGAUUUAAGGCUUCAGAAAGCUGAAGUCAUUAGUGGUGUGAGUAGAACAGGUGGGUCAAGAGAGCUCUUAUUCUGGGAAGGGACAUCCUUAUAUCUUAAAGACUUUUCAUCAGUUAUUGCUGAUCCAUGGAUCCCAACUUCAUCUGAGGGACAAGAAGUGAUCCAUGAGGUUCUAGUUUCAGUGAAAUUACCAAGGCAUAACAACUCAUUCUAAAGGAAUAAAAUGUAGCAACACACUGCAAAUGUGACCAUUUCCAACUUGUCCUCUUUAAAUUCUCACAUCUCUUAAAAAUAUUUCUUUCAUUUUUUGCCAGUUUCCCUUUUGUAUUUAUUUUCUAAGUUUUUUCCUCAUUCUGUUUCAUAAAGUUUGCAAGAACAUCACUAAGCCUCAUAAACAAUAUAAGAAAAUUUGUAACAUCUACAAAAUAUAUACGAAAAGAAAGAUAGAAUGAAAUAUUUAAAAUAAGUUUUAGUUAUAAGGGUUUUCUGAGGGGUUUAUUCUUGUGGCAACUGUAACUGUGGACUGUGUACCCUACUUUUAUGGACUGGAUUAUCAGAGUUUUAGAUAUGUUGAUACAAAACUGUUAUCUAUUUCUCAGUGUUAUGGUAAAAGGCCCAUGUAUUUCUAUGGGCCUGCAUAUAUAGAGAACUGUUAUAGACAUGCAACAUUCUGCAAUUUAUAAUACAUUAUUGAUCAGGUUUUACAGAAUAAAUGAAAAGUCUUUGA